GGGUAGAGUAUACAUCACAAUAUAUAUAUAUAUAUAUAUCAGUUGAUGGAUUAUCUUUUUCUUUUGAUAUAAAUUUUAGUUUUUGGUUAAGGUUGUUACUGAUUUUUGGGUUUUGAUCUCCGAUUAUCUCCUUUCUUCCACAUCUCCUUUUUGGGAAUCCAUCACAUAUCAUGAAAACCUCAUCAUUGGCAAGCCUGAUGGCUUUGAACACCAUCACGCAUGCACAGACAGAUACGAUUUCAAUGCCGAUUCGUCUCUUAUAUGGACCAUUGAGUAAAGUCACGACACCGGUUUUUGUGGGAAGUGGCAAUGAAGAGAUUGGGCAGAGUAUCGAGGUGGUGGUUGAUUAUGGGAGUGAGGAUUUUUGGGUCUUCGCCCCAAACGCAACCGUAAACUACGGUUCCCAAUACCUCGGGUUCACCGGUGCGUGCAACACCAGUCCUGCAUACUACUACCAUCCCGACAACGUCACCCUCUCCAGCUUCACCGAAUCCUAUUCCUACGGUGGGAAUUCCAAAAUCCUCGAGGCCACCCACUCCGUAAACGAUACGCUGUAUUUCUCGUCCAGCCCCGCCAUUCCCAACGUCGAAAUCGCGCUCAUCUCUUCCGGCAUCGUGCGUCAGUAUGUUGCCGACGGCGAGCCCUGCCCCACGCUCUCCUACGACUACGGGAUCAUGGGUCUAUGUCCCUCAACCCCCUACGACAACGGCCCCAAUCUCAAAACCAAUCUCCUCAACCAGGGCCGCAUUUCUGCAUCCGUGGCGUCGAUGUAUUUCUCCCCUCCGCCAGCCGAUGCAUCCGUCACCACCAACUUCACCGGCACCCUCCUCCUGGGCGCGCUCCCCCCCGCGGACUCCUACUCCGGGGAACUCAUCCCCGUGCCCAUCACGACACCGGCAGGUGGAAGCGGAUACUACAUUUCCCAACCCAUCAUCUCGCACGCGAACACCUCCAUCCCCACCGAUUACCCCACCGAAACAUGUCUCGUCGAUUCCGGCUCCCUGGCUCUCACGCUCCCGUACACAUACAACAGCACCUCGUUUUUCACCAGCACCGGCUUCCAGGACUACGAAAACGUCAUCGUGUAUCCAUCGAACUGCGAAGACAUACCCCGCGAUCUCACGCUCGAUUUUGAGUUUGCCGGGAAGGGAAAUGCAUCGGUGAGCGUGCGCGUGCCGUAUUGGUAUUUGGCGCGGGGAUCCUCGGGUCCUGGGGGCGUCACCCCCGAGGGAAUGUGUGUGAUGAGUGUAGAGACCGGGAAUGGCUGUACGUUUGGGGCGCCGUGGUUUUUGGGCGCGAGCGUCGCCGCGGAUGAUGGGGAGGGGGUGGUGUGGAUUGCGCAGGGGGUUUUGUAGUGGGAUGGUGAGUUGGUGUGGGUAUGCAAACGAUGCUCAGGGAAUGAGAGGCGAGGGGUGUGAUGGAGAGAAGAAGAAGACAUAAAGUAGAGAGCAGAUGGAUGGGAAAUCCUCUCGGAAUAUGAAUGCAGGCCUUUAAUUUGAAACUAAUAGAUGUUGCUAGGUACUCUUCAUUUGUAUGUACAUGUAUAUGAUCUUCCUUGAUUCAUGUAUAAUAAAAUAAGGCUUCACUGGGUCCUUCGGGGGUUUUAGAUCAGAGGGCGGUGGAGGUAGAAGUAGAUUGCUUAGAAAGAGAAUAAAAUACAUUUCAUAUCCUUUACACGAUUGUAUCUCGAGCGUAGCGAGCUAAAGGGGGUUUGGGGGCUUGCCCCCAUAAUCUCCAUGCAGAUUAAAUCUG
Molecule: messenger RNA, 1752 nt
Organism: Botrytis byssoidea
Lineage: Eukaryota; Fungi; Ascomycota; Leotiomycetes; Helotiales; Sclerotiniaceae
Exons: 2
Coding region: 171-1355 (394 amino acids)
Source: RefSeq, a predicted model, not a curated record